This is a messenger RNA of Amaranthus tricolor (Joseph's coat), 1097 nucleotides long. RefSeq lists its product as uncharacterized. Bases 299 to 988 code for a protein of 229 amino acids. Lineage: Eukaryota; Viridiplantae; Streptophyta; Magnoliopsida; Caryophyllales; Amaranthaceae. The transcript is spliced from 2 exons. The record is from RefSeq and is a predicted model, not a curated record.
CCAAAAUACCAGCAAUAUCAACCCCGCAACCCCGAUAUCUUAAUUCUCACAUUCGGUUUAUAAUCGUCUAUUCAAUAAAUCUUACAUUACUGUUCUAACUUGAGCGUCGAAGGGGUUUUCCGGGAGAUCACCCCCCGGACAAGGCCAACGCGUUGUGUUACAAGAAUUCAGGUUCCUUCCUUCCACGAAUCGCCACUCCUGAUAAGGCUUCCACUUACGGUAUUUCAAGUGUUUUCCACUUCCUCGUUUCAUAACCGAAACAGUUUGGCGCCGUCUGUGGGGAAAAGAAUAAAAAGUCAUGGCUCCCAAAAGAAACCCAACUCAAACCGCCACCGUGCACAGCACAGAUACAGACACUUCCGCAGGUCACGCUAAUAAUCAAGCCGUGACUCGUCGUGAUCUGGACAUGCUAGCACGAAACCUCACCGCCGCUUUCUCCGAACAACUCCGCGCCGUCAUAAAUAAUACUCCUACUCAACAACGAGUGUUAGAGGACAUGGCGAACCAAAUAAAAAAUUUGCAGGAACGAAUUGAACCCCAUCAAGAGAUACCAAAGUCUCAUGAAUCUCAAGAUGGGAACUCGAGAACUUCCCACUCCAGUAGACGCAAUAAGAAAAGGCGGGAGAGAUCCAGGACCCACCCAAGUCUCAAAUGGACUGACCAACGAGAUGAUGAAUCUAAAACCACCUCUCGAGAUGCCCGUACCUACCUGGAAAGCAAGAAGCAAAGGGCAUCUGAAAGCGUUCAAUCGCUAGUGGAUAAGAGGAGGGAAGAAAGGAAAAAGGCACAACUCGCGGGAUCUAGCCGUCCCAUUAGUCCCGUCACUAUGCCGCGGAAUGAGGACGGCAGAAGUAGACUUCAUGAAGAUCUCACACCAAUAAUUUCUCCGCUGGCCCUGGAGAUACUGAAUACUCCUAACCCCGGGAAAAUAAAAAGAUCCCAAACAUGGCGGCCUUCGAUGGAACAUCCUGCCCGGAGGAACACCUGAUGGCCUACAAGAACCUGAUACUGCUGUACACCACUAACCCAUCACUAUGGAAGUUGAUUCGUGACCGGGAAUUGAUUAAGACGCUUGUGAGUUGGUUAUCUUGCUUAAG